Messenger RNA from Guillardia theta CCMP2712, 1254 nucleotides. RefSeq lists its product as hypothetical. Lineage: Eukaryota; Cryptophyceae; Pyrenomonadales; Geminigeraceae. The coding region runs from base 1 to 1254 and encodes 417 amino acids. The transcript is spliced from 2 exons. The record is from RefSeq and is a predicted model, not a curated record.
AUGCCUUCGCCAGCUGGACAAUGUCUGAGUUGGUUCGCCAUGCUGGCAGCCUGCGCGGUGACGUAUGCGAGCACGAGUGCUCCUGAGCAGCUUCCUGAGGGAGGGAGAGCGAGUUGGCUCGUCACAAGAAGCAUGCCUUCUGGAUCUACGGGAAGAAGCUCGCAUGAAAAGCAGUCCUUGCGCUACCUGGUACAAGGCUCUUGCAACCAGACGUGCGGAGCCAACGCUGGCACCUGCUGGUGCGACGAAGUUUGCCAUAAUUUCGGAGACUGUUGUCCGGACAAGUGCCUUUACUGCUUCAACCCCCUGUGCUCAAACUCCUCCUCCCCUUCCGCCAUGGAAAACUCGACUCGUCCUCCGACCGUUCCAGUAUGCGGAGACGGUGUAAUCUCCGGCUCUGAAGUGUGCGACGACGGCAACACUGUCGACGGAGACGCGUGCUCUGCUGACUGCUCUGCUGCAAACAACAUCAUCUACGACUGCUCCGACCCCAUCUUCUCCGGCAUACAGCUCGACUACUCCGUCGACAAUCUCCGCAAUUGUGAACUCUGCUUCGACGUCGUGUACGGUCAAGGCAACGACGACGCCGACGUCGAGCGGUGCAAGAGCAGAGAGUACCUUGUGCUUGCUGCCAUGCCUCCUGGGCAGUCCUCCAACGUGAGCGGAAGCAAUCUAACUGUACUGACGCUCGCCGCCAUCUUCAGAUCCAGCAACUUCAACAAGACCACCAGCUACUACGAGGCGGCAGGACCAGAGUUCGGAACGUGGAGGUACUGGGUGGAAGGAUGGAGCAUGGGCUUUGCUCCAUCCAGUCAGAUCUGGUUGAACUCAGCAGACACUUGGGACUCCAAUCUUCAUCCCGUCAACAAGUCUGAGUCUGACUGCCAGUACAGGCUGAGCUGGCACUGGAAACAAGGCGGCUGGCGGGCAGGAUGUACCACAUGGCUCAACGGUGACGAGCAAUGGCGCAAGCAGAUGUACUCUUGCCCGCAGUCUUGGUCCUGCACGCCGAGGAAGGAGAAGUGUGUCAUGACGGCGACAUGGGACGAGAUUGUGCAUGAGCUCACGACCAGUACGGGCAGAUUCGUAGCAGGAGGGCUCGGGCACUUGAUGGAGCAAGGAGUGAGAGAAACGUGGCUGUGCCAGUAUGGACACGAGUGUGCUCCUAAGGGAGAUGCCAUGUGCUUCAUGUACAACGAGGAGACGAAGAGCUUCGAGGUGUGGGACCUCCUCUCCGUGUUGAAGCUUUUGUGA